CGCGGUUUGUGAGUCCAAGUACAAGAGUUUACUGGCCGGUUUUCAGUCAAUGUUCUCCUGAUUGAUUGUUCGAUGUUUAGUUAAACAGGUACUAGAUAAAUACCAGCAUGGUGCAGGAGUUUCACGUGUUGAGGUGCUUCUCUUGCCAAACCUUUCAAGUACAGCAGGUCAAAAAGAGCCAAAAAUGGAGUUGCAAGAUGUGUGGGGAAAAGCAGUCUCUCAUAAAGGAAUAUGGCAGAGGAACGGGUGCAGAUUGCAGGCGCCAUGUGCAGAAGUUGAAUUCGCUGCGUGGAGAGCUGCUAGAGGUAGAAAAUGAAAGAGCCUGGACUCAGUGGGAGAAGGAGGAUCAUGAAGAUGAGGACAGCAUUGGUGAUGAAGCUCAAAGCUGUGAGCAACAGGAUGAAGUGCAAGUUGUAAGCCGCUGGAGUAAAUAUGUGGAUCAGACAGGCAGCGGGCCAGAAAAGGAUGAGGAGGAGGAGGAAGACGUUUACACCGAGAGAUCGAGGUUCAGGAGUCAUGAUAAAAUCAGCAGAAAGAGGAAGAAAGGCUUCUCUUCAAAAGAUGCUUCUGGGCAUUACGCAGUUUCUGAGGAUGAUGACCCUGGUACUGACCCUGCUCACCAGAUGGCCAAGGGAAUACCAUUUCAGGCACAUCAACAUAGUGGCUCAUUCAGGUCACCACCUCUAGUUGGACAUUCCUCCCGACGGUGGUCUCCAUUCACUAGCACAAACUCCAAAACGGCAGCUUCAUAUAUUUGUGAUUCUCCUGCUGCAUCACUGAGCUGUAAACACACUGGAGUGUACAGUGGCUUAAACGGUACUGGAGGAUUUGGCAUUGGAGCAAAUGAGAAACCUUCUGCUGAGUUAGCCACCAAGCAUCCUCCUUCAGUGCCUGCAAGUACUUCCUCUCAUCAGAGGACCAGUAGAACUAAGCUGGAAGCUGAAAGCUCCAAAUGGACUAGGUUCCUUACUUCUACAUCUGCCAAGGAGGAGCUAGAAGAUGAUGAUUAUGCUCAAAUGAGUUCUGGAGUAACUGAUACUGAAGUAGCCCACUUGCCAUCUGCCCCGAUUCCCGUACCCACACCCAGAAGCACAGGACAUCCAAGCAGAGAAGAAAGUGCUUGUGCAAGAGCUCCACUGGAUGAUGUGCCUGGCCUAGGCAACAGCAGCACUACAAGAGUUUUCGAGAAACUAAGACACUACAACGCUUCAACCUUUACAUCAAAAUCUGCAGGCUCUCAGAGCCCUGUGUGUCUUCAGCUCCCACCUAUCAAAAGACCGUGUCCUGCCCUCUCUUUUAGCACAUUGUUCCAUACAGAUGAGGACUUUGAUGAUGCACUUUAAUCUGGUACCAUUUACUCAGAGGCCUUUGAAGUACCUGCGACGUACCCACUAUAAAUGUUGAUGAAAUAUUAUUAAUAAUCAACUGUGUUUUCAGAAAGUUUUAAACUGAAUAUAAACUUUUGUACACCAAUCAGGCAUAUCAUUAUGAGCACCUCUGUUUUUCUCCACUCACUGUCCAUCUUAUCAGCUCCACUUACUGCAUAGCUGGUCUUUGUAGUUC
Molecule: messenger RNA, 1563 nt
Organism: Pygocentrus nattereri (red-bellied piranha)
Lineage: Eukaryota; Metazoa; Chordata; Actinopteri; Characiformes; Serrasalmidae
Gene: mrnip
Product: MRN complex interacting protein
Exons: 7
Coding region: 108-1343 (411 amino acids)
Biological process (GO): mitotic G2 DNA damage checkpoint signaling
Cellular component (GO): nucleus
Molecular function (GO): chromatin binding
Source: RefSeq, a predicted model, not a curated record